GAUAUAAAGGCAGAAGAUACAGAGGGAGAAGAAGAGACGUAUGUGACUGAUAUAAAGGCAGAAGAUACAGAGGGAGAAGAAGAGACGUAUGUGACUGAUAUAAAGGCAGAAGAUAUAGAGGGAGAAGAAGAGACGUAUGUGACUGAUAUGAAGGCAGAAGAUAUAGAGGGAGAAGAAGAGACGUAUGUGAGGGGUGAUCAGCAGUGUAAGGAGAAGGAGAUCCCUACAGAUAUCAGCACAGAUGGACACACAAGCAGGAACAUCUCAGAAGGACAUCUAAUGUUAUCCCCGGAUUGUGACAUAAAAGAUAAUGACAGUAGACAGGAUUCUCCGGGAGAUAACCCCAUUACCCCAAUUAUACAUCCAACUAUAUCAGCUGAUCUCUCUGAUCCUGGGAAAUGUUCUCCUGAUCACUCUGAUAUUGGUGCAUCUGUUACAGCUCUGAGAGUAGAUACAGUGUUUCCCUGUUCUGUAGAUGCCAAAUGUUUUACACAGAACACAAAGCUUAUUAACCAACAGACAGGUAAGGCAGGUGAGAGGCCACUGAUAUGCUCUGAGUGUGGGAAAUGUUUUACGCACAAAUCACAUCUUGUUAUACAUCAGAAACGUCACACAGGCGAGAAGCCAAUUUCUUGUUCUGAGUGUGGGAAAUGUUUUGCGCAGAAAUCACAUCUUGUUAUACACCAGAGAAGUCACACAGGUGAGAAGCCAUUUUUCUGCUCUGAGUGUGGGAAAUGUUUUGCACGGAAAUCAGAUCUUGUUAGACAUCAGAGAAGUCAUACAGGUGAGAAUCCAUUUUCUUGCUCUGAGUGUGGGAAAUGUUUUGCACUCAAAUCAGAUCUUGUUAGACAUCAGAGAAGUCACACAGGUGAGAAGCCAUUUUCUUGCUCUGAGUGUGGGAAAUGUUUUGCACGGAAAUCAGAUCUUGUUAUACAUCAGAGAAGUCACACAGGUGAGAAUCCAUUUCCAUGUUCUGAGUGUGGGAAAUGUUUUGCAAUCAAAUCAGAUCUUGUUAGACAUCAGAGAAGUCACACAGGUGAGAAGCCAUUUUCUUGCUCUGAGUGUGGGAAAUUUUUUGCACAGAAAUCAAAUCUUAUUAAUCAUGAGAGAAGUCACACAGGUGAGAGGCCAUUUUCUUGCACUGAGUGUGGGAAAUGUUUUGCACGGAAAUCAGUUCUUUUAAGACAUCAGCAAACUCACACAGGUGAGAAGCCAUUUUCUUGCACUGAGUGUGGGAAAUGUUUUGCACAGAAAUCACAUCUUAUUCAUCAUGAGAGAAGUCACACAGGUGAGAAGCCAUUUUCUUGCUCUGAGAAAUAAAUCAUCUCAUGUUGCACACAAUAGACAUCACUCAUAAUAAACUUACCUGACCCUUGCCUGGAAACGUCCAUGUAUGAAGGUAUGGGAGAUACCUGCUGCAGUCCCUUCUACUUACAUUUGGGAGGUACGGUUGUUUUGUGGGAAGUACAGCAAAUAGUAAAUGAUACAUUGGCUCCAUAACGUCUCGCUGACCCUCUGAUUUUUACAAAGGCAUGUUACACAAAAUGACAUUUGCAUUAACAACCAUUAAUUAAACAAAAACACAACGCAAUUUUUCCCCAAAAAACUUUAUCUAUAAAAAAAAUAUAUAAAAAAAUUGCCAAUUCUGGUCUUCCUUCAUUGACUCUAUCAGGAGAACAAGAGCCUUUUUUGCAAGGACUGUGCCAACAGUAGCCAGUAGAGGAAUCAGGCGUAUCCCACAGAAUAUCUUUGCUACCACCAUACAUUGGGGAGAGAAGAUAAAGUGCAGAUUUCUGAACAUUGCUUUUAGAAAGAACUUAAGAAGUGCAUAGAUCACAAUGAUCACAAGUCCGGGACAAUGAGGUCAAGAAACCAACGCUGGGGUACUAAUCACCUCAAUACAGGACACUUGGAGCAAGAGACUAGGGUAAGGGCAACAACAAUUUUUGAAACAACUAAAAAACCAGUUUGAAAAAAAUCUAAUAAUUUAAAAAAUGAGUAUCGUCCAGUACAGAGGACUGUGUACUCAGCAUGUCUAAAUACGUACCACUGGACGACGCGCUGGAGUGGGAGGAGGGGGUGGGCUGUGUGGGUCCUGGCUGAAAACAGCUCGAUUGUUGAGGGUUUCCUGGUGCAUACUGCAUGGGUUGGUGAUGUGGGUAGGUGGGUGGGGUCACAUUUGGGGGACAGCAUCUGGCAGGUGGUGUUAUCUCACAUGCCUUGACAAGACACUCAUCAUUUGCAUGUCAGAUAGCAUCAAGUACCAGAUGCUUGUAGAUCUUCUUUUGACCCUCAUUCAUCAGUCGCAUCUCCGCCGCGAUGUAAUUGCCAAGUUUGCUCCAGUCCAGGGCCCUAUUAAGAACCUCCUCAACGUGAGUAAACAACUGUUGUGAUCUGGGCGGGGCAGAAGUUGGUUUCCAGAUGAACUCCGCUGUUUCAGGGGUCGUGGCUGUGGGGUUGGGUUGUCCACUUCAGUUGCCUCACUCAUGGUAGACUCCACUUCCAACUCCGGUGUAAUAUCCUGCAAUAUAAAACAAAACUGAACUCCAUGUAAAAAUGUGUGUGUACAAUACAAUACAAAUGUGUGUGUAUUUACCAGAUCCAGACUCUCCGAUGUCUCCUCUUCCACAAGAGUGGGAGAAUCCGGAUCCAGAUUACACUGUGACCUUAUCCUUGGCUCUUGCUCCAAAGUGAUUUUCAUGAGGUCAUAAAACCACAGCGUUGGCUUGUAAACCUCAUCCGUCCCGUCUCCUGAACGUUGUGAAUACAUGUACUUCUUGUGCUCCUAUAAAAACACUGUUAGCUGUUCCUGUCUCUAUUGUAUCUGAUCAGCUGGUCAUAUGCCCGAUUCCUCUGUGUCCUGUUGGCAUAGUCCACGCUUAUCACACGGCACAGGAACUCGUUCUCGUGAUACAAUUCAAUGAAUUCAGACCAGAAUUUGUGAUUUUCCUCUGCUGACACAUCUGUGGGAAAAAUAUUAUACACAAUUUAUCUACAAAGUACAAGUGUAAUGUACACACCUAUGUCAUACAACCUGUAUAGUAACGCACAAAUAGCAACUUCAUUUAUGAGCACCCAGCUGAAAAUAGAAACCCAUCUCCAGCACCGUUACACAUUAUUACACACUGUUAUGCCCAUUACAUCUAAUGCUACACACCGUAAUGCUCAUUACACAUUAUUACACACCGUAAUGCCCAUUACACCUAAUGCUACACACUGUUAUGCCCAUUACACAUUAUUACACACCGUAAUGCCCAUUACACCUAAUGCUACACACCGUUAUGCCCAUUACACAUUAUUAUACAUCCGUUACACAUUAUUACACAGUGUAAUGCCCAUUACACAUUAUUAUACAUCCGUUACACAUUAUUACACAGCGUAAUGCCCAUUGCACAUUAUUACACAGUGUAAUGCCCAUUGCACAGUAUUACACAUCCGUAAUACCAUUAACAUAUUAUGCUGCAAACCGUUAUGCCCAUUACACAUUAUUACACACCUAUGCCCAUUAUACAUUAUUAUUAUUGCGCUACUUGUAAUCGGUCUACCUCAUUCAGUGGGAUAACAGCAGAUGUCAUUUUUUUUUUUACAUUUUUUUUUUUUUCAAUUUACAUGAACAAAAUAAGACAUAAAAGACAAAGUCAUAUUAGAAAAAUUUAGCACGACCGACACAUGAUUUACAUCUAGCAUAGAAAUUUCCAAAAUAAAGGGAAAACAUCUUUUCCAGAAGUGUGUUGUAUAUAGCAAUAAGCUCUCAUUAGGGGUUAAACUAAAUAGGCAUAGUGAUACUGUAUUUUUCAGCCGGCAGUACGCCUUUGACGUAUUUAUCGUACAGAUUCUGUAUAACAGUAAAAAUAUAUAGACAAACUAACAAAGAACAUAAGAAGGAAAGAAAGAAAGAAUAGAGAGGGGGGAUUUGAGGGGGUUGGAUGAGGGGUAGUUUGGGGUUUGUCUCCUAAAUCUGCCAGGAUCCAUCGAUAUAUCGUAACUGACUUAACUUCAAACUAUUCAGCAAUUGUAUUGAUUCAGUAAAUACUUAAAGGGGGAGCAGCUAUCCACCUAAACAUCUCAGAAAUACUUGUGACCUAUAGCUAAGGUUAUCUAGACGUAUCUAGGGAGACAUAGAUGUGGGCUUGCAUCUCCAUUGUUUCAGCAAAUACUUAAAGGGGGAGCAGCUAUCCACCUGAAACAUCUCAGAAAUACUUGUGACCUAUAGCUAAGGUUAUCUAGACGUAUCUAGGGAGACAUAGAUGUAGGCUUGCAUCUCUAUUGAUUUUGAUGAAAUGAAAACUCCCCACUUCCGGAGAAAGUUCAAAUCUUUCUCCGGGUUGUCUUGAGUCGUCUCAUAUCGAUCAUAAUACAUAUACCUCAUAAGGAGAUCAUCUACCUCUCUCAGUGAUGGAGUGUGACUAGAGAUCCAAGAAUUCAUAAUCACUUUUUUUGCCACUGUCACAAGGUUCAUCAGAAAAGGAAUCGAGAGUUAGACACCCCCAAUUUCCAAUUGUCAAAUGAUCGAAAAGUAGGGGACUAGGGUCCAAAUUUACAUGUAGUGCUAGAGUGGAGUUUAUAUAAGAAACUACUUUAUACCAAAACUUUUUAAUUUUUCUGCAGUUCCAUAUAUUAUGAAAUAUUGUCGCUGAGGGAGCACCACACUUUGGACAUCGUCCAGAUACGUCCUCCAUGUAGUGCUUUCUCUGACCUUGGGCCACAUAUGCUCUAAAAAGCAUUUUGACAUGAACCUCCUGUAAGACGGAGGCUCUUAGUGUCCUAAGGGUUCUGUCAUAAUAUUUAAAUAAGGUAUUGUCCUUUAAUAAAGAUGGUAUAUCCUUAAACCAGGGCUUCCGAAAAUGAUCAAUUCAUUUGGGUGUGUUGGUUUUCAUUAGUAUCCCAUACAGUAUUCUGGUUUUAUACUUUUUUUCUGAAAACCUAGAGAGGACAUGGUUUAAAGGGUCUAAAGUCAAUUCUGUCACAGAGCUAGAGGGUAUAGACAUGGUGAAUUGUGUGACUUGCAUCAGGGAAAAUAGGCUACUACUAUGAAGAUUAAAUUCACAUUGUAAAACCCUAUAAGAUUUUAUAUUACCUCCAGGGUCAAACACUUGCGAUACGUCUCGAAGCUCCUUCGAGCUCAGUCUCAAACAGGCCAAGUUCUCCAUUCCUGGUGUAAAGGAGGGGUUACCCCAAAUGGGUAUCCACUCCCUUCUGGUCGUAUUUCUAUGCAAUGUGACGUUCACUGCGCCCCAUGCUUCAUCUAUAGCAGGUUAGUACUAAUAUGUUUAGGAAGAAGACGUCUCUGGGUAAGUAGAAGAGCUCCCGGAGAGUAUGGAUAAAAGUAACCUCGUUCUAGUUCAUAAUCCGUGAACAAGCUACCCUCUGUCAGCCAAUCUAGUGCGAAUCUAACUAAAAGUGCUCUGGAGUAAUGCGGAAGAUCCAGUAAGCCCAAUCCUCCAUUUGAUUUUGGGCAUCUCAUUUUCCAUGAGGCAAUUCUAGGUUUCUUAGAUUUCCAAAUACAUUUGGAGCAAAUCUUAUCAAUAUGUUUAAUGUCUUUCUUAGUCAAUUUAAGUGGCAGCAUUUGCAUUGGGUACAUCAGUUUGGGUAGGAGAAUAGACUUGACCACCUCCAACCUGCCUAACAAUGAAAAGGUAAAUCGUGCCACUGUUCCAAAGAUUUUUCCAUUUUUGAAAUGACGGAGCUAAAAGUCAAAGUAUAUAUCACAGCUAAAUUGUUAGAUAUGAGGAUACAUAUGGAGAAAGAGAGAGAGGCUGUAUUGUCGAUGCACAAAGAAGGGAGUAACCUGGUUGUCACACCCGUCUGAAAAAUUCCUAAAAUAUAACUUUUAUUCAUAUAAGGUUUAAAAUAGUGUGACAAUAACUAACACACAAACUAUGAGUGUAGACGAAACAUAGAGGUUAAAAUCAAGACAUAUACAACAUAUACCACAAGUGCAAUAAAGAUAAUAAAUGUGAUUAAAGAUUAAAA
Molecule: messenger RNA, 5973 nt
Organism: Pseudophryne corroboree (corroboree frog)
Lineage: Eukaryota; Metazoa; Chordata; Amphibia; Anura; Myobatrachidae
Product: gastrula zinc finger protein XlCGF17.1-like
Exons: 2
Coding region: 148-1320 (390 amino acids)
Biological process (GO): regulation of transcription by RNA polymerase II
Cellular component (GO): transcription regulator complex; chromatin; PcG protein complex
Molecular function (GO): DNA-binding transcription factor activity, RNA polymerase II-specific; RNA polymerase II cis-regulatory region sequence-specific DNA binding
Source: RefSeq, a predicted model, not a curated record